ACGGAGAACGGCAGCGCCCUCCACGAGGCAGCUCUCUAUGGGAAGAUGGACGUAGUUCGCCUUCUUCUCGACUCAGAGAUCGACACCAAUCUGAGGGACUGCCAGGGGAGAACAGCUCUGGACAUCCUGAGAGAACACCCUGCACAGAAAUCCCAGCAGAUCACUGCCGUUAUCCAAGAGUAUAUGAUGGACGAGAUGGAGAGGACGAGUAUCAUGGAGGAGCCCAUCCGCAAGUGUCCCGUCCCUGCACCUCGAACCUCUGUCCCCUCGCCCUCUGCCUCCCCCUCCCUCAGACACAAGAAUGACGCUGUGACGAGUGAGCUGUCCAAACUGCUCCACGAGAUCAAAAAGUGCCGUGACAGGGACUACUCCUUCGAGGAGCUCUGCCACACCAUCUCCUCUCACUCCAUGGACAGCUUCGGCAGCGGGAGGCUCUCUGACGAGGAGCGGCCAGAUCGACCAAACGGCACCCUGACCCGAGUCGGCAAGAGACCGACCCCGCCUCUCGCCCCGGCCCUGGAGGAGGACGAGGCAGACAAAAGUUGUGGCCCCACGGGAUUCUGGGAGGCCCUGACACCCUGCAACGGCUGCCACAACCUGGGCUUCUCCAGCCUAUCACAGAAUUCAAAGCACUCCGCAGAGAUCGUCACGUCCCCGUCUCUGGAUGUCUUCCUGCCAGAGGACGAGGAAAACCCGUACGAGUCGGUGACCACAGCCGUCACGCGCAAACCCUGCUCGCUCGAUAUCAACCAGCGGCUCAACGCCUGCCCUCGCAACGGUCACGUGUCCAAUGUAGCGGCGAGUGAGGGGGAGCACAGUAACCAUGGCAACUGCUCGACAGGCCCGACUCCAGACUGCUCACCUCCCUCCCCUGACACGGCCCUGAAGAACAUCGAGAGAGUCAUCCGCCCACAGCCCAAGCAGCGCACCUCUCUGUCCUCGUCCCUGGACGUCCAGCGGCCGGUCAACCACAGCUGCGAGCCCAGCGAGGUCAGCUCGUCUCUGGGCUACGCCAGCUUCAGCACCAGCCCCCCUGCCAGCCCCCCGCUCAGCCCCAACCAGGAGGACUCUGCAGGCUCCAACGACGACUGUCAGCUCACAGACGACGGGCCGUACCAGCGGGACCAGCCCCCUCCUCCUCCUCCUCCUCCUCCUUCUCUCUGCUCUUCCUCCACAUCCAACGCUCUGCUGGAGGAUCGAAGGAAAAGCCACAUCCCAGAGGAGUUUGCCGGACUCCUUCAUGGAUCUUCCCCUGCCUGUGAAACCCCUGAAACGCCUUAUCAUCUGUACAACCCAAAACCUCGCAAAUAUGCCCCCGCAGACGUCCGGAGCAGCCUGCUGCAGAGCCCCGAGUUCAGCGUCGUGAUCGGAGGAGGCCCCACCACCCAGGUCACUUCCAGGACAGAGAGCGAGUCCUCGCCUCAGAGUAGUGCUCACGACCCGCAGAAGCCACAGGUGGUGUACAGAACUGUCUUUCACACAACCGUCAACCAGGACCAGUCCAAAACCAAGAAGCAGCUGGACCAACCUCGAGGCUGGUCUACGCUGGACCGCCCCCCAUCUUCAUACUCUGAUCAAAACGGGGAAGUUCCAGAGUCACGGGGCGUCCGCACAGGAGGUGUGCCCAAAGGCGGUGCGUCAGGAGCCGGCUCCGAAGAGAGGGCCUGCACCCUGGGGAGGAUGAGGUCCAUGCCCCGCAGCGUGUUAGACCUGCAGCUCUCCAAGUCUUUGUCCAAGUCUGAUUCCAACCUAGUAGCUGUGUCUCCCAUACAGGAGGAGCACAGCUGGGGGUCUGGAUCCCGUGGCCAGGGGCCUGGCAGUCCUAGCCCAGGAGAGGGGGCUAGUCCUGGGGCGAGACUGGAAAGAACACCCUCCUUCACUGCAGAAUGGGAAGAGAUCGACAAGAUCAUGAGCUCCAUCGGGGCGGGGAUAGGCAGCGGAUUGGACAUCAAGGGCAACGCCUCAGGUCCCCGCUGCCCUCUGCAGUCCGUGGGCCAGUGGCUCGACUCCAUCGGCCUGGUCCAGUACGAGAACCACCUGCUGGCCAAUGGAUUUGACAACGUCCAGUUUAUGGGCAGCAAUGUGGUGGAGGACCAGGACCUGCUGGAGAUCGGCAUUCUUAACUCGGCCCACAGACAGCGCCUCCUGCAGGCCAUACGGCUGCUGCCUCGGGUGCGACCUGUCGGCUACGAUGGAAACAACCCCACGUCGGUGGCCGAGUGGCUGGAGUCGUUGGAGCUCGGCGACUACACAAAGUCUUUCCUUAUCAACGGCUACACGUCCAUGGAGCUGGUCAAGAAGAUCUGGGAGAUCGAGCUCAUCAAUGUGCUGAAGAUCAGUCUCAUCGGACACAGAAAACGGAUCCUCGCCUCAUUGGGGGACCGGCUACACGAAGACACCCCACAGAAACCUCCUCGGGCCAUCUCCCUACGGGAGCCCGUAGGGAACCACACUCCUCCCCAGCUCAGCCCUUCAGUGGGCCAGGCGGCGUACACGGCGGGGGUCCCGGGCGGAUCUCUGGACGUGCAGCACCUCAUCAUGCAGGCGGACGCCCGGCGCAGGCAGCGCAGCAAUGACAACUACUUUGACGACGUGCCGCGAUCCAAGCUGGAGCGACAGAUGGCCCAAGUCAGCAUGGCAGGCGAGUGGUGCGAGCCCAUCACGUUGCGUCCACCCAACGAGGCCACCUCGUCCACCCCGGUGCAGUACUGGCAGCAUCACCCGGAGAAGCUUAUCUUUCAGUCCUGUGACUACGAGGCCUACUACCUGGGCUCCAUGCUUGUGAAGGAGCUGAGAGGAACAGAGUCCACACAAGACGCCUGUGCCAAAAUGAGGAAGUCGACAGAACAGAUGAAGAAAGUGCCGACCAUCGUGCUCUCUGUGUCCUACAAGGGAGUGAAGUUCAUAGACGCCACGAAUAAGAACAUAAUAGCAGAACAUGAGAUCCGUAACAUCUCGUGUGCGGCUCAGGAUCCAGAGGAUCUGUCUACGUUUGCCUACAUCACCAAAGACCUCAAGUCCAGUCACCACUACUGCCACGUCUUCACUGCUUUUGAUGUGAACCUGGCGUAUGAGAUCAUCCUGACGCUGGGCCAGGCCUUCGAGGUUGCUUACCAGCUGGCCCUGCAGGCCAGGAAGAGCGGUCACGGGUCGUCCACGCUGCCGGAGAGCUUUGACAGCAAGCCCAGCAAACCCGUCCCCAAACCUCGAGUCAACAUCCGUAAAUCUAUGGAGCAGCCGUCCAUGGACCAAAAGGGCCAUGCCAACGUGCCAUGGAUUGUGGAGCCGGGUCAGGAGGCCAAGAGAGGAGUCAACACCAAGGCAAUGCCGGACGCUCAUGUCUAUUACUGUGGAAUGCAAAGAAUGUAGCCAGCCCUAAACACGGACCUUGUCACACAUACAAUGCAAAAUGGACUACAAAGGACCCUCUUGCUCACUUUGCAAAGGACUACAAACAUGGACGCCAUUCCACAGUGUUUAAGGUUGACUACAGAAUUAUAACGUUCAUCCACAUGAUGCUUGACACAGUUAAACACACACACACACACACACACUAACAGGACUGCUUAUUGACCGACAACAGUCCGGUCUGAAUGUACACUUGUUUGAAAGCAGCAUCAACUUUCUUCACUACAACAGGAUCCGUUCAAUGUGCCCGACUGGGAGGCGUGACCUGUGAACAUUUGGGUGGGCACAGGGUCUCUAUAGAGACUGAGUUCGGUAUCAGGGCGACUAUUGGGCUCGCAAAGGCACCGCUGGGCAUGUGUCAGUGUUGGAAUGGGCAUGGGCUUGAGGACUUCUGGCCGGCUCCUUUUUUUUCUUUUUCUUUAAAGUCAGAAAAUAAUCCAGAGAUAUAUGCACAAGCGUUUUAAUGUGAUUGGACAGCUGCAACACCCUCGAGAUGCCACAGGCGUGUUUAUCAGGACGGAUGAUGAACCUAUGUGAACAAAACUGCAUCUGGCGUUUAAAAAAAGUAUUCUAUUGGUAUUGCCCGACAUUUUAAUGUUUAAUAUGAGAGUAUUAUAUUACCAUGAUGAUUAUGAUUAUUCUUGUGCAAUUCUUGUCUACUGUUGUCUUAAUGUUACAUUAUUUUUCUAUGAUAUGAUGAGAUAAAAAAAACCUUGGGCUUGAGAAUGAUGGUCAUCCUUUAAAAAAAAUAAAAUCUAAACCUAGAUGAUCAUAUACACGGAGAGAAUGUUGAAGGUGGCUCGCUAACUCUCGUCAGGUCAAACCCUCCAUCAUUUCUCAUGGGGCUCUACUCUUAUCUAGCAGAUGUACUAUUUUAAACGCAGUAUUACUGUAUUAUUUGGAUGAGACAUUAUCCAAUUAUAAAUGUACAUAGAUAUUUUGCCAACUCAUUGUUCAUAGAUGUAAUGUAAAAGAGAAAAGAAUAAAGGAUUGCAGUACAUGGCACUGGAAACAAGGUACCAAAAUAAAGGUUGGAGGUGAAAGAAGUGGUAGGUUGUAGAGAUUGUAUUUUGGGUGGAGACUGAAAGACUGAAACGGAUUAUUUAGUGACAUCACUGCUGACCAACUUAUGUACAUAGGCUUGGGCUUCCAGCACACUGAUUUUUGUAAUUUUGGCCAUUAUUUAUAUCCUUGUAAAGCACAUGGAAUAAACUAUGACUUGUAAAACCAUUA
Labrus bergylta (ballan wrasse) is the source of this 4641-nucleotide messenger RNA. Lineage: Eukaryota; Metazoa; Chordata; Actinopteri; Labriformes; Labridae. The record is from RefSeq and is a predicted model, not a curated record.